Molecule: messenger RNA, 744 nt
Organism: Calliphora vicina (urban bluebottle blowfly)
Lineage: Eukaryota; Metazoa; Arthropoda; Insecta; Diptera; Calliphoridae
Product: protein KRTCAP2 homolog
Exons: 3
Coding region: 153-584 (143 amino acids)
Source: RefSeq, a predicted model, not a curated record
AACAUAGAGAAAAAACUGAAGCACCUCCCGGAAUAAAGAAUAAAUCCAAGAAGACGCCUACAUUCCGAAAGUCAAAAUCAUAAAACUUGAAGAAGUAUUCCGGAAAGACAACCAAUAGAAGAUAAAAGAAACAUAAAAAUUCUUAAAAGAAAAUGAUUGAAAAGCCAGUGCACCCAAAAGCCCAUCUCGGCAGUGCGAUUAUAUCUUGCAUUUUAAGUUUAGUCAUUUAUGGCACCCUACGCUUUUAUGCCGAAUGGUUUACAUCCACCCAAUUGACCACAAUAUUUGGUGGUUUCGUCAGCUCUUGGCUUUUCCUCUUUAGUUUAACAUCUUUGUCCAAUGUGGAAAUGUUAGUGUUUGGUGAUGAUUUUGCCUCCAAGUUUAUACCCGAAAUUCUAAUAUGUUUGAUAAUGUCUGUGUUGGCAGCCGGUGUGGUGCACCGGGUCUGUGCCACAACAUGCAUUUUAUUUUCAAUUUUGGCCUUAUAUUUUGUGGAUCGCAUUUCCAACGAUUGUUAUCAUAAGACCGCCAUUGCUCCAGAAGCUAUACAUCCCCGUAAAGGUGGUGGAAAGAAAAACAAAUAGGAUUUAUAUCUGUAAGCGGUAUCUCUUGAAAUCUCUCUUAUCUAUGAAAACAUAAAACGCGAAUACAUAUUUUUCUUUUACAUUUACUACUAGUAUUAACUACGAAUCUAGGAAACACUCUUAACAUUUGAAUAAAAUUUAAUAUAAAUUAAUGCUUUAA